CUGGUAGCUUCCAUUCCCCCUCACUCCUCCUCGAUCCUCUUUUUCACCCGCGGCCUCGAAGGGUGUCCGCCAUGCUCUGUCGGCACCGGCCAUGUCAAAGAGAAGAGUCAUCACAGACCAUGAUCGCGACACGCCUUCCCCAUCACCAGCCCCACGCGUCUUGGGGUUCAAGUCUGCAAAGACUACCACGCCAAUAGCCCACAGGAGUCGAGGAGGACCAGCAGGAGGCUCUUCAAGAGCAAAAGUUGACUUGUCGGCGCUGGAUGCUUCCAGCCCCUCAAGUGCAUCAUCACCCCCCCUGCGUAGAGCCCCGGCCUCGACGCCCUUCAUACCUGCGUCAACUACCUUUUCGCCUGCUUUGCGCGGCGUGUCCGCAAGCCAUGCAUCCACCUCCGCUCCUACGACGCCCAGGAUAGGUAUCACGACUUCGGCUAGCGGGUCAAUACGUAGCGCGUCACCCAACAAGCAAGCGCCACUGCGAGGCUCGCCCUUCGAGCAUGGCGAGAUUCCACCCAACGUCACUGUACGUUCAUCAUCCAAGACAAAUUUGGCCGCCAUCGCUCGAAGUCGCACGGGCACAGAAGGCAGUGGCAUCAGCAACGGUGCAGCGAGCUCUCUUGCAUCGCCCACUCCCAGCGUCAAUGCCAGUGGCAGAGCCUCGCCCGUUCGGAUGCCAGGACAUGCUCGAUCCAAUACCCUCGGGCGUGUCCCAACAGCCUCGUCUUUACAUGCUACGCCCACGCAGGCUAGGCUGGCAGCUGCGGCCGUCUUCUCACCUCAUUCGAAUAGUGGUACAUCCUCGCCGAUGUCGCCUCCAACGUCAAGACCAAUGAGUGGCGUCGGACAGCCUCAUCUGCAGCAACGUGCCAGCAGUCCAUCGCGACCAGCUUCACCCGCAGGCCUCAAUGUGCACCGCCGCCACUCUGCGUCCGAAGGUCAAGAGGUGUUGGCGGCGGGUAAGCGGCUGAGUAGACCUCCUCUCGCUCCUUCAGCAUCACUCUCCUCUUCGAUGGGCAUGCAUCACCAGAGACAGCAAUCCAUCUCGUCGACCUCGGCCAACUCCGUGAGCGGCAUUAGCGCCGCAAGAAGCUCAGUAGGGAGUGAUACGGCAUCGACGAUUAGUAAGUCACCUGUAUCUCCCUCUCCAAUCGGUGGACAGGUGAGUCCGCCGAGAUCCCCGCCUGCCAUUGUGGCCAAGGUGGCACGACCACAGCAGCCGCAGGCUACUGUAGGAGGUCUGUCAAAUGCCCGGGAGCAGCCCUCCUUCGGCUCGGCAGCAACGGCCACAGCGACCGGCUCGAACGGCUUCUUUGACUGGGCGUUCUCAGGCUCCACUGGGACACCUCCUGUCCCGCCGUCCACUCAAUCACCGACCCGUCCUACUCCAUCAUCAGGCUCAGCCCUCCUGUCACCCACCACCGAACAAGCCACCCCUAGCGCGGGUUCCCAUUUCUCUUUGCCCAUCGAGUACGCUCAACUACGCGUCGAGCGCAAGAUCGCCGAUCUAGAGAUCACCAAUCGCUCCCUAAUGGCAAUCAACUCUGGUCUCGAGGUGAACAAGCACCGUCAAUUCAAAGAGAUUCGAGAGCUCAAACGACGACUCGCACGCGCGGAGAAUGGCUCUGCGCUUGCGCUCAGGAGUCCUGGCGGAAGCUCGGCAACUGGCACAUCAGGCGAUUCAGACGAUGAAGAUGAGGAUGAGGAUGAGGAGUACUUUCCCACCAUUGGAGGAGGCGACGAUGAUGCUGGGUUGGCAGGCCCGCCGAAAGAGGAUAAAGAGCUAGAAGCAGCUCAUCAGCGUUGUCGCGCCCUUAUUGACGGAAUGCUUGCCGAGGCACAGGAGGCCAUAUUGAGCGUCUGGCCGCCUGUUGCGCCUACCCUUCCCACCAACAGUGCUUUGGUUGCGAGCACGGAUGGAGCGGAAGAGAAGGGGGGAGGGGGAAUGAAAGUACUUAGUGUCGGGGAGGUGCACGAACGCGAAGAGGAGGCUGCGCGGGCUGAGGUCGAUGACGAUGAAGCUGAUGGUCUGGACGACAGCUUGGCAGGCAUGGGUCUAUCGGCGUCGGCAUCAGCCGAUAACUCCGGCAUAACCACGUCGCUUACGCCGAGGGCCUCUUCUCCACCGGUCCCGCUACUGGGAAAAGGCGAGGAGCAGGAGCCCGCGGCGAGUGGACUCGUCGCGGCCGACUCCCAGUCAUCGCUUUCGGACGCUCUCCCUCCUCUUCAACCUAUCGAGCUCGACUGUGCGCAAUCAGCUGCCUCUUCAGCCCUACAGGGCGAUCCAUCGAGGUCGGCAGCACCGCUGCCACCAGCAAUAGCGGCAUUGCCCUCCGGUCAAGACGAAUCUGCCAACAAGGACAGUGACAUGUCUGCAGAGCUCGCCGAGCACCCGCUCCAGCCUUCAGCUCGAGCGAAUGGCGUUGUUAACGGCGACGAUCAUCACCUCGCAGACAUGAGCUUGACCGACCAGGACGGUACAGAUGCAGCAAUACCGGCGCCAUUUGCUAGCAAUGCGCCUGGAGAAGCAGAUGUUUCAGAGGCUGGGACAGCCAGCGAGGUAUUUCCGCCCCCCUCGUCAUCCCCUGCAAUGCCUUUGGCAAAGGCGCAAGGCUUGCCUACGCCCAUGCAACCGGUGACCUCAGCGAGUCCGCCGGGCCAGAGGAACGGUACAGCGGCGGCUCAUGACGCAACGGGUGAUGUCGAGGAGCGAGGCGCGGCAGAGGAUGUUGACGCAGAUGAAGAUGGAGGUGCAACGCCUCUCAUACGCGAUGCUAAGUGGCUCGCUCCUCCUGAUGACGCAACGGGCGACUCUCAUGCGAGUGUGAAUGGCUCCGCCAGUGGCGAUGUCAGCAGCGAGGCAGACGAGAGCGGCGCCAGUGGAGAGACGAGCGUCUCUUUUGAGCGAGACGACGGUGGCGAUGGGCAAGGAGACUGGGAGCGGUACAACGACAGCGGUAUGGCAGGCUCGACUACCACGCCAGAUAUAUCCAUAGACUGACCGUAGCGCGACGUGACUGGGGAGGGGUGCAGGAUGAACACGAUACGAUACCUUUUUUUUUUGGAACUGUAAGCUCUCGCUGAGCCAGCCGGGCAGGAAGCUCAGAGCUGGUAAGUGGGCAAGGAUACGCUCCUUUACUCUACUGUGAGCAAUGAUACCACUCUCAUCUCUCG
This is a messenger RNA of Jaminaea rosea, 3171 nucleotides long. RefSeq lists its product as hypothetical. Lineage: Eukaryota; Fungi; Basidiomycota; Exobasidiomycetes; Microstromatales. The record is from RefSeq and is a predicted model, not a curated record. The coding region runs from base 92 to 2998 and encodes 968 amino acids. The transcript has a single exon.